Orbicella faveolata is the source of this 1286-nucleotide messenger RNA. Its product is annotated as cation channel sperm-associated protein 1-like. Lineage: Eukaryota; Metazoa; Cnidaria; Anthozoa; Scleractinia; Merulinidae. Gene Ontology annotation, molecular function: calcium-activated cation channel activity; voltage-gated calcium channel activity. Gene Ontology annotation, biological process: flagellated sperm motility; calcium ion transport; spermatogenesis. Gene Ontology annotation, cellular component: membrane; CatSper complex. The record is from RefSeq and is a predicted model, not a curated record.
GAGAAUCAUCCUCAACCGAUUCUACUUCGAUGGCCGCCAUUUUACUUCAAAAAUGCAGUGUCUCAAAGGAUGCUGGGCAUUACCAAAACCAUGCACCAUGCGGUCAGUCAGUUCACACGAGGGGACAUGUCGGAGCAACACAAGGGUCUUUCUUACGCAACACAUUUUCUUUUGUGUUACAUUUGAUCAGGUGCAGUUGGACAAUCCUAGAAGUGUGUACUCACUUCCAGAAGAUUCUGACGGAUUUGACGUGGAUGCAGACGAAGAAGAUACAGAAAUCAGGAUUGUCAAAAGAGUAGAAGACUACUACCCUGAAAACAAAUUCACUGCCAGAGAACGAUUGAUGAUCAACGAAUACUUCACGCUGCUCGCCUCUCUAGAGUACAACAUGCAGGAGAUGUACAGAGGACAGAAACUGGCCAACGAUCUUGUGGACAUUACAGUCACGGUAACAAAUGAUACUCUGCUCUACUUAAUUAAGGAAAAAAAAAUAGAGAGGAAACAUUUUCUGUGUUUUUAUCAAGUAAUAGAAACACGAGUGGAGUAUAAAGAAAGAGAAUGCGCAAGACGAGCUUCUGGCGGCUGUUCCUUCAGCAUUUCUACGAGUUUUCUUGCGAGUUUUCUAUAAAUUUUCAACCAAGUGUUCUAUCGAGGUUUAUUCCGAGUUUUCUACCGAGAUUCUUGAACUUUUUUUACGAGCGGUAAUCGGCUACAAGCCGGCCAGUACGAGCUCAUAUAUAGCACAAGAGUAAAAUGCACAGUCAUACAAAAGACUGAGAUAUUUUUUGUGUCCGACAGAUACCAGAUGUGCCAGAGGAGCUGAUCUGAUACACCGAGAAUCAAGAAGUACCACAAGACCUUCAAAUGUUUGGCCAAACACCAGUCUAACACUUGAUUUCACAGAAGAGAUUAACCAGUUUUGGUUAUUUGCUGAUGUUCCAAUUAGUUGGAGUCAAAUCUUUGUCAUUUGCUAGUUGUAUUUGCAAGGCCGUUUUUCACAUUGUGUUUCUGACGCCAAAAAGGUUAUAACAUAACAUCAAACAUCAGGCAAUGAUGCUGUGAUAUUUUAUUUAUUUACAGUGAGCAAAAAAAAAAUCAUUUUCCUUGCAUUUGGUUAAAUCUACUUUCACUCAGUUAUUGUGAAAGUAGGUUUACCUCCAAUCUCGAACUCACUGCUAUCUGAAACAAUUUUUCAUUUCCCUUGAGAGUUCAACAUAGAUACUCUAUCAAACAUCAUUCUUAGGUUGAAAUAUUCCAUUUAUAACUGUCGGUUUCCACCGUGAAAG